Molecule: messenger RNA, 2188 nt
Organism: Hydra vulgaris (swiftwater hydra)
Lineage: Eukaryota; Metazoa; Cnidaria; Hydrozoa; Anthoathecata; Hydridae
Product: aarF domain-containing protein kinase 1
Biological process (GO): protein phosphorylation
Molecular function (GO): protein kinase activity; ATP binding
Source: RefSeq, a predicted model, not a curated record
UAUAUCUUAAUAUUUUAUAAUUAGGAAUAAAGAUUAAAUAAAAUAAAACAGAUUAACAGACCUGGCCUAACUUGAGCUUAAAGAAAAAAUCUUUUAAAGAUGUUUGGAAUGUUACUAUUUAGUAGGAAAAUCAAAACUUAGCAAUAUUAAUGGAAAAUACCUUAUAUAGGAAAGAUGAUUAAUUUGUUUAAAAAGUUUAAAAAUGAUAAAAUGGCAAGACAUUUGUGUAAAAGAACACUACAAUCUGCUGUACUUACGUUUGCUGUUGUGACUCAUGUGAAAAAUGACAACAUUGAUGGAAAGUGGAAUCAAUUCAAAUUUUGGAUCUUCAAUGAGUACACUCAAAAGGUUACUCACAGUACUUUAAUGAGAUUUGGAAGAGCAACAUAUACAGUGGUUUCAGUUGUGCUUGAUUAUAAAUACUCACUCGCUGGAAUUGAUUUCCAAUCAAGUCAGUACUGUAAAAAAAAAUCAGAGUGUCAUCUACGAUCAGCUAAAAAAUUUCGAGAGUUAUGUUCGUUAAAUGGUGGGUUGUUUAUGAAGAUUGGUCAACAUAUUGGCUCUUUAGAGUUUCUCUUUCCUAAAGAAUAUACUGAAACUUUAAAAUGUUUUCAGUACCAAGCACCUGCUAGUAACAUCGAUGAUGUUAGAUAUGUAAUUGAGUCUGAAACAAAUCAAAAAAUUGAAGAGUUGUUCAGCGAAUUUAAUCCUGAACCAAUAGGAGCAGCAUCUUUAGCACAAGUGCAUCAAGCUGUUCUAAAAGAUGGAACUUCUGUUGCUGUUAAAGUUCAACAUCGUACAGUAAAAAAAUACGCUUUAGCAGAUGCAAAAUUUAUUGAGUUUUUCGUUGGGUUGGCAUCUAGCAUUUUUCCAGAGUUUCGGUUUCAGUGGCUUGUUGAUCAGAUUAAAGAGAGUAUACCACUGGAGACUGAUUUUCUUCAUGAAGGAAGAAAUUGUGAAAAACUAGCUAAUAUGUUAAAGGAUAUUUCUUUUUUGAAGGUUCCUAAGAUAUACUGGAAAAAUUCAACAGAAAGAGUAUUGGUGAUGGAGUUUUGUCAAGGGGGUGUGAUUGAUGAUUUGGAUUUCAUAAAGAAAAAUAACAUUAAUCGAAAUGAUAUAUCUUCAAAGCUAGGUCGACUUUAUAGUGAAAUGAUAUUUGUUCAAGGUUUUAUACAUUGUGAUCCUCACCCUGGAAAUAUACUAGUGCGCUUAAAUGCUUCUGGUUCAACUGAAAUUAUUCUUCUUGAUCAUGGUUUGUAUCAGACCCUUCCAACCAAAACUCGAUUAACAUAUUGUGAUCUAUGGCAGAGUUUAAUAAACUCAGAUAUUAAUGGAAUUAAGAAAUGUAGCGAGAUGCUGGGCGUUGGAGAGUAUUACGGUUUAUUCGCUUGCAUGGUGUCUGGAAGAUCUUGGCAAUCAAUUCAAGAUGGUAUUGAGCGUAAAUCAAUUACAGGAGAUGAGCUAAAUGAAAUUCAGAAUACGGCUGUACAAUUAGUUUCAACGAUCACAGAAGUCUUGGAGAAAUUGCCUCGUGAAAUGGUGCUUAUUUUUAAAACAAAUGACCUUUUACGCGGACUUGAUGCUCGCUUAGGUACAAAAGUAUCGUUUAUCACUAUGUCUAAAUGUUGUAUCAGAGCUAAAUUCAAUAAUGAUCUUUCUAAAUCUGGGUUUUGGUACCAAAAAAUGAUGCUUUAUUUCCGAUUUUCGCUAAAUUCUUUCAAACUUUGGAUUUACGGAAUAUUUAUCACUAAUUAUUAUUUAAACUCUGCACUUAAUAUAAUUAAAAUUUAAUAUAAAUCUUACAUUAAUUGAAAAGUUGUACGUUUUGUUCAUGCGAGCUCAGUAAUAUACAGCUUUUUAAAAUAAUGAUAAAAUAAAUUAUUAUAGUUGUCUAACUUUUUUUUUUUUUUUUCCGAUUUUUGUUUUAUAACUUGUUAAAUAGUUUUUUUUUUUUUUUGUUAAAUAGUUUUAAAAUGCUUUAAAAAUAAAUUUACAAUGUUUUUUAAUGGAUUUAAUUUAUUAUAUUCAAGUCUUUAACUUUGAAGGCCGCAUUUUCUACGCUUUUAUUUUAAACAAUUAUUAACUUGUUAAUUUUGAUUAGUUAUCGACAUUAAAUCGUAUUGUAAUUUACAACCUAUAUAUUUACCGUGAAGAUAAUGUUAAAAAAAUUGGAAUUGAACAUUUAAUA